Desarmillaria tabescens is the source of this 2415-nucleotide messenger RNA. RefSeq lists its product as uncharacterized. The record is from RefSeq and is a predicted model, not a curated record. NCBI's taxonomy places the organism in Eukaryota, Fungi, Basidiomycota, Agaricomycetes, Agaricales, Physalacriaceae. The coding region runs from base 209 to 2110 and encodes 633 amino acids. The transcript has 3 exons.
CGGCUAGUUACGGUUUUGAUUGCUUUCCCAGGUUACCUUUCCUUUUGCCUCUCCACUCAUUGUCGCUCCUCUGUGUAGGAUAGACCCAGACGUUUUCGGUAGAUAACUUUGGCAUUGAUAUUCAAGUGUUCCAAGGUCGUCUAGCGCUGCCAGGGAGUUGAAAGCCCUUUCGGAGUACGUCCGUCGGUGUUCACCAGUUACUAGAGAGAUGAGUGCAAACACAUACCCCUCACCAGCAUCGUCGGCAACACAGUCCAAUGUUGAGCCGGCGCUAGUGGCGCAACCUCCAGCAACCACGUCUCGAGCGCCAGAUCAUUAUCAAACGCAGUCAAACCUUCAGCACGCAUCUACGGCAUUGCAAGCAGCAUACCGCCGAAUCCGACAAGUGAGGAGAAGCCUACUGGAGCUGUCGGACGCCAUUCCCACUCGCGAUUGGGAAAACAGAGUCGAAGGCGACUCUGAACUGAGGCCCAGACACGAUGCUAUCAUGCUUACAGGCUCCAUGUUCGAUGAUUCCGGCGAAUCCUCAGAUGAGCCCUUUGAAGUCGACAGACUUCGAGACGCCUUGCCUGCGAUGGAGGGUCGGGACAUUGGGCGACAAUCUGAACCAGCGCGGUCAAACCUGUAUUUUGAUUUUGUUCGCGAAAAUGACAUACCAGACGUCCCUUCCCGUUAUAGUCGUCUUCCCCUCGCGCCGCUGGGCUCCAUUUCAGAGAGCACGACUCCGCCACCGGCACCGGCACCUCCUCCGCUCAUCCUGAAUUCGCCUAUCAGCCCUCCUCGUUUGCCACGAAGGUCAUUGCUUGAAUCGGGCCUGCUACGUCGUCGGGAACUCAGUGACGACCCUAGUACAACCACUGGCCGUCGUGUUGCGGCUCUUGAAGCGGCAGGUUCAAGUAACUAUGCCGAUUCACCCGUUGCGAUAUCAGCGUCCGACGAGUCUUUGUCAUUACCUCUUUCUGCCGAGCGUGAUUUUGAACAUUUACGUUCAAUUGUGCGCCAGCGUCGUUCUGAUCCGGGUGUAUCGGCCAGAGUAGACUUGCUACUUGAAAAUAUCCGUCGGACAAAUGGCGACCGACCUACUCGGAGCUUGGACACACCUAACGCAAGAAAUGGAAGCCAGAAUACAUCAAACCCCACUCCGAGAACCUCUUAUGGCUCUCGUAGGUUUAGAUAUUCACGACCAACAUCUAUGCAGUCCCCAGUGUCUCCCUCCUCAGACAGAUUAUCGUUGUUAUCAAACUUCUCCAUCCAAAAUCUGCCGACUCCAACGUCUUCCAUUCUCACACAUCCGCCCAUUCUAUUCGACGAGCCCUUAAGUUAUGUCCAACCAUCAGAUUCCAACUCCCAGUCACGUAAUGUAUUGGAUCGAGAUGGGAUGGAGGACCAGGACAGAAGAGGAUACUACAUUAGUCGACGACUCAAUUCAGAAGGACAAGAACAUGUACACAAUGUUCAGGUUGAUUGGUCCGAUGAUGCCAUGGCUUGGUUGAUGCCCACAAGAGAUCGGCUUCAGCAGGAUCAAUCGGCACAAAGUCGGAUUCAUACCCGUCGACCUAGGGAUGGUACUAUCAUUGGUCCAAGGAUGACAACGUCUCCCCCACCGGAACCUACAACUCAUCGGCGUCAUUGGGCGCGCCUUGAUGCAGAUGGUAAUGAGAUUCCUUAUGACGAGGAAGAGGAGAUCGAGCGUAAUCGUCUCCACCAACGCCUUCGAACACACGAACGUCGUUUGACGACACAGCCAAUCAUCGAGCCUUCUUCACAACGACUAUCUGAUCUGAUUCCCGUUACUCAGACGUCCAUUUAUGCCGACGAGGAUGCCACUAUCUAUCGACGGCCUCGUGUCAGGCUUGGUCGUCUAGAAGGUGGCGAUCCUUUUGAAUAUAAUCGGACAUCUCUAGACCUUUCGCCUGGCCAAUACGAUUAUCUCUAUCCUAGCCGGCAUACCGCGCCUUCGAAUGAGGGUCCGGAGUAUUAUGGUUCAGAUGUCCCGUUCUAUGUCGACCCUUUACCCAUGCCUCUAUCGGAAAUGGUUUCGUCUCCGUCGUUGCGACGAAAGAAGAGCGCCGUUCGAGUUCAUAAGAACGCCAGCCUUGCAGGGAGAUAACAUUGCAUGACCUGUUUCCCUCCUGACACCUCUAACUUAUUUACUCAGACUGUUCUUUCUCGGUACAUAUGCAUCAUGUACACAUUCUUUCGUUGGAAACAUUGAAUCCGUUCCGUUCAUUAAGCUUAGUUUCAUUUGCAGUUACGGUGUUUUCUUCUUCCAUUCAAUCGACUUCGCAUAUACUUACUUCCUAUCAUCAUUGGUUACUGUUACAUGUGUAAGGUUUGAGCAUUGUAUUCCAAUGAUCAUACAUUUUCUUCAUUUGCCUGAGGUGCCUGAGUCGCCUUGAGGUCUCUAGGCAAGGA